CCUAGCUCAAUUGUGACCUGUCAUCAUAAGGCUACCUUACCUACGCCAGGCGUUCGUCUACAUGACUGACCAACUGUAACAUCAUCAUCAUCUACUUAUUGUGUCUACCUAACAGCACUAAACCAAGCAAACAAGAGGGUCACCUCACGACCACAGAUUUCUCUCGGCCAGCCGAGCAAUCAAACAAAAACGAUGCGUACAAGCAUCCUCCCCGCGCUCCUCCCCCUCCUCCUCUUCCCCGCCACCGCGACCGCCAAAGCCAAGCCCAAAGACGCCAUCCUCCUCUCCGCGGUCCAAUCCCUCACGCUCCGCGCCAACAAACAGACCAGCCACCGCCGCGUCUCCUCGAUCCCGCAGCUCAGAUGCGUCUCGUCCCCCAAGGUCUGCGCCCUGCACCCCGUGGACGUGAUGCGGUGCACGAACGAGGGGAGCUCGUACGGCGCCGAGGACGUCGAGUGGUCGUGCGCGGCCUCGCUGCCGCCGGAGCUCAAGCUGGGUUCCACGGACGUCAUCUGCGAGGGGUACGCCGGCCCCGACGACCCUUACGUCCUCCGCGGCAGCUGCGGCGUCGAGUACCGCCUGGUCCUCACCGACCUCGGCGAGGAGAAGUUCCCCGAGAUCGCCAACGCCGGGAGCGGGGGUUGGUUUUCGGGCUGGGGGCCAGGAGGGAGUCGGAACCGCGAACCAUUGCAUAACUUCGACGACAAGAGAGAACAGGGCUCGACGAUAGGCGCCUGGCUGUUCGCCUUCAUCUUCUUCGGCGUCCUUCUCUGGAUCGUCUUGUCGGCCUGGAGACAGGCUACCGCGCCCGACGGCGCGGCGCGGCGAAGGCCGCGGAACGGAUGGUUUGGUGGCGGAGGAGGCGGUUUCGAUCCAGGCUGGGGGCCAGGCGGCGGUGGUGGUUACGGCGACUACGACCCGCCGCCACCGUACGACAAGUAUGGGAGCAGUAGUCAGGGAGGUUGGCGCCCUGGCUUCUGGUCUGGCCUAGCAUCGGGUGCUGCGGCGGGCUACAUGGCUGGAAAUCGUGGGAACCGGCAACAGGAAUAUCGUGAUUUCUACGGAAGGGGUAGUAGUGGUAGAGGCGGCUGGGGUUCGAGUGCAGCAGGGCCAAGUUCAAGCAGCUGGGGUUCAGGCUCUGAUUCGACGUCAACCUCAUCUUCGAGAUACACAAGCACAGGUUUUGGGUCUACGAACAGGAGAUGAAGAGCAAAUUUAAUAAUAGAAAGCAUCAUCUUUCGAGUCACCCAGGAAGAAGUAGUCAUGAAUACAAAAUUUGAAAGGUACUUGUGUUCGUACAGUUUAUUAUGGGAGCCGCCUAAUCGCCUUCAUGCUUUCUCAUGCUCUUUCGUCUUAUCCUGUAUCAACGGUGACUGCCUCCCGACUGCGAGCUCGCUCGAGGCAAUACUUUAUAUCCUCUUG
Xylaria bambusicola is the source of this 1422-nucleotide messenger RNA. RefSeq lists its product as uncharacterized. Lineage: Eukaryota; Fungi; Ascomycota; Sordariomycetes; Xylariales; Xylariaceae. The record is from RefSeq and is a predicted model, not a curated record. Gene Ontology annotation, biological process: regulation of store-operated calcium entry. Bases 193 to 1206 code for a protein of 337 amino acids. Gene Ontology annotation, cellular component: endoplasmic reticulum membrane. The transcript has a single exon.